Messenger RNA from Triticum turgidum subsp. durum (durum wheat), 660 nucleotides. Lineage: Eukaryota; Viridiplantae; Streptophyta; Magnoliopsida; Poales; Poaceae. The record is from the annotation of a GenBank genome assembly.
AUGGCGCCGACCUCCAAGAUGGCGCUGGGCAUCAAGCGCGCGUCGCGGUCGCACACCUACCACCGCCGCGGGCUGUGGGCCAUCAAGGCCAAGCACGGCGGAGCCUUCCCCAAGGCCGAGAAGCCAGCCGCCGUCGCCGAGCCCAAGUUCUACCCCGCCGACGACGUCAAGCCCCGCACCGCCAGCACCCGCAAGCCUAAGCCCACCAAGCUCAGGUCGACCAUCACGCCCGGUACGGUGCUGAUCCUGCUCGCUGGGAGGUACAUGGGGAAGCGCGUGGUGUUCCUCAAGCAGCUCAAGUCUGGCCUGCUCCUCAUCUCUGGGCCUUUCAAGAUCAAUGGUGUGCCAGUUCGCCGGGUGAACCAGGCUUAUGUCAUUGCCACAUCCACAAAGGUUGACAUCUCUGGUGUUAACGUGGAGAAGUUUGAUGACAAGUACUUCGCCAGGGACAAGAAGACCAGGGCAAAGAAGACUGAAGGGGAGCUGUUUGAGACUGAGAAGGAGACCACCAAGAAUCUGCCAGAAUUUAAAAAAGAUGAUCAGAAGGCCAUCGAUGCUGAGUUGAUCAAAGCUAUUGAGGCUGUCCCUGACCUUAAGAACUAUCUUGGUGCUCGGUUCUCUCUCAGGGAUGGUGACAAGCCCCAUGAGAUGACCUUCUAA